Limanda limanda (common dab) is the source of this 1855-nucleotide messenger RNA. It is a transcript of the gene rnf13, whose product is annotated as ring finger protein 13. The record is from RefSeq and is a predicted model, not a curated record. NCBI's taxonomy places the organism in Eukaryota, Metazoa, Chordata, Actinopteri, Pleuronectiformes, Pleuronectidae. The coding region runs from base 296 to 1450 and encodes 384 amino acids. Gene Ontology annotation, biological process: protein ubiquitination; positive regulation of DNA-templated transcription; ubiquitin-dependent protein catabolic process. Gene Ontology annotation, cellular component: nucleoplasm; cytoplasm. The transcript has 10 exons. Gene Ontology annotation, molecular function: ubiquitin protein ligase activity; zinc ion binding.
UUUCUCCCAUGAAAGAAGAAGAAGGAGAAGGAGAAGCUAGCGGAUUACACUGACCCAGCGUCGAAGCAUCUCUCCGUCGUGACGUGGUUUCUUUUACAGCGAGAAGAAGAAAGCGAUGUAACCGGCAGCAGCUCAACCCGCGGACCAGACACGUCUCCCGGCUGGAGUGAAGGUGUGACAGCAGCAGAACGGUGCAUAAAGGGGAUCCACUGCAGGCCAACGUGUGUCUGUGUGUUUAUGUUGUAUGUUUGUGAGUGAGUGGCACAGCAGUUGGGGGUUGUAACGUGAUGCCAAGAUGCUGCUGUCUCUGGGAAUGUUAAUGCUGUCGGCGACGCAGAUUUACACCAUCUUCACCGUGCAGCUCUUCGCCUUCCUCAACCUGCUGCCCGUGGAGGCUGACAUUUCUGCAUACUCCUUUGAAAACAAAACGGAGACCUUCGAUGACCUGCCUGCACGGUUCGGUUAUCGUCUCCCCAGCGAUGGACUGAAGGGCUUCCUGAUUGGUGCACGGCCAGAAAAUGCGUGCGAGCCAAUCGAGCCGCCUCCAAGGGACAACUUGACCGGCGCCUUCAUUGUCCUCAUCAAACGGUUCGACUGCAACUUUGACAUAAAGGUCCUCAACGCCCAGAAAGCGGGAUACAAGGCGGCCAUUGUUCACAAUGUGGACGCCAAUGACUUAAUCAGCAUGGGAUCCAACGAUCUGGAUGUUAUGAAGCAGAUCGAUAUUCCCUCUGUGUUUGUUGGUGUGGACACGGCCAACUCUCUGAAAGAAAGCUACACAUAUGAAAAGGGGGGACACGUUGUCCUCAUGUCAGACUUCAGCCUGCCACUAGAAUACUACCUGAUCCCCUUCCUCAUCAUCGUGGGAAUCUGCCUCAUCCUCAUCAUUGUUUUCAUGAUUACCAAGUUUGUCCAGGAUCGACACAGAGCUCGGAGGAGCCGCCUGCGCAAAGAUCAGCUCAAGAAACUCCCAAUUCACAAGUUCAAGAAAGGGGACAGCUAUGACGUCUGUGCCAUCUGUCUGGAUGAAUACGAAGAAGGAGACAAACUCCGAGUCCUGCCAUGUUCUCACGCCUACCACAGUAAGUGUGUGGACCCCUGGCUGACCAAAACCAAGAAGACGUGUCCGGUGUGUAAGCAGAAGGUGGUCCCCUCGCAGGGCGACUCCGACUCAGAGGAGGGGGACAGCGGCCCCGAUGAGAACGAGGAGGUGUCCGAGAGCACCCCGCUGCUGCGCUCCCUGGCCUCCACCAGCGCCCACUCCUUCGGGACCAUGUCGGGGGCGUCGCGCUCGGAGCAGGACCCGGAGUCCUCCGAGUACGAGGACGACGAGCUGGACAGCAGCGACAGCGACGAGGAGGUCACCCUGGAGACCGUGGUGGUGCAGAUGCAGCAGCCCUGCUCCGAAGGCCUCGACCAUGACCACGACCACGACUUGCCCCGAGCUUGAAGGAUUGUCGUUGGACCCAACUGGUCGAUAAACCCCCCCUCUCCCUGUACCUCGCCCCGCCACCUCCAACCUCACAGCAUCAGAGACUUAAGUUGGGGGCACAAAACAGAUUAAUCUUCCGAGUUCUUCUGUCACUGCUUCAAAUACAUUGUAAUGUAAUAAAUGAAAACUAAGUUUUAUUUUAAACAUGGUCAUGGAUAGUGCUAGUUUUCUCGUGUGACAGGACGUCAGUGUCUGCAUCUAAAGGGCUUUUUGACAGAUUUGACUGAUGGCUGCCAUGUACAGUAGACUGUUAUACUGUACACUGCUUAGUCACGAAAGAUUUCUAGAGAUUAAAUCACAAGAGAAGUCCUGAUCAUCCUUGACACAAAGCUAAGUAAAAGUACUGUGUAUAUAUAAAGUAUA